AUGAAAAAAGCACUGGACUACAGUAAGACGAUAAGAGACAGGAAUGGUUAUUCUGAUGCCAUUUUCCAGCUCCAUUCACUCAGGCGCGGGCCGUCUGGAGCUGAUGUGUCUCUGCUCGGCAUUUAUAGGAGAGAAAAAGGAGGCGGUGUCGCUCAUGGCGCGCGCACACACACACACACACACAGAGUGCUGGAGAAGAAGGCGCUUUAUCACAACGUUCCCCCCAUGAGAGUGAUGGAGCACGGAGACCUGGAUCAAGGCGGGUCUCUAAACUGCGUUCCCUCUCUUAGAGUCACUGCUGCAUUCCACUCCAUUCUUCCUCUCAUGGAGCGUAGCAGGGAAUGGGAUCAGAGAUGGGAAGAGGCAGCAUGCAGCGCUCCGGGGCCGCUCACCAGAAAGACGCAGAGCAGAUGGCGAGCUUUUGUCAGAGCCCCGUCCUUUCAGAAUGCAGGAAAGCCCUCUCUCUCUUCUUCCCUCUCUCUAGCUCUCUCUCUCUCUUCUCCCUCUUGUGUUCUCUCUACCUCUCACGCUCUCCCUUUCUUCUUUUUCUUACUCUCGGACCAGUGCAAAGGUAUGCACUGGGCAGAUGGUGGGAUCACUGAAAGCUAAUUCUUUAAGAAAAGAAAUUGGCUGCUUAGGGGACCAGUACACAUUAGUGAAAAAAGGAACCAGGUCGCUGCUGUACCUUUGUGAAUAGCCCACUUAAGCUACAACAUGCUUCAGCUAAAGAUCGCAAUAAGACCAUGAAGAGCAGAGAAGAAGCGGGAAAAGAAUUUUUGAAAUGGUGAAAAAAUGAGAGCUAAUGAAUGAAAUUGAAUUUCUCUAAAAUUAGUAUCCUCUACUAUUUAUAAUACAUCUUAAUAAUAUUUUAGCAUAUUCAAAAUCUUAGUUAAGCACCCUUUUUAUAGAAAGUGUUACAUCAUCACAGUGUUAUAAGGAUCAGGCUACAGUUUUCUAAACAGUAACAGUAAAAGUAAAUUUACGGAAAUAUUUACUAAAAUGUAUAUUAUUUUAUGCUUCAUGUGUGCAUGAGAUGAGGCAGUCAGUUAAACGCAAUAAAACUGAAUUUUAAUUCAAAGGAAAUAUGUGGGGGAAGAUUUCUAUACUCAUACAUUAAUGAUA
Silurus meridionalis is the source of this 1122-nucleotide messenger RNA. RefSeq lists its product as uncharacterized. The record is from RefSeq and is a predicted model, not a curated record. Lineage: Eukaryota; Metazoa; Chordata; Actinopteri; Siluriformes; Siluridae. The transcript is spliced from 2 exons. Bases 1 to 609 code for a protein of 202 amino acids.